AUGCAGAUUUGUGAAGAAAACCGACGCCACUGUAGAAGAGUCCGGUUGUCUUCAACGACAGCCCAGACCCAGGCUAUUGUCCUUCUUGCCCGCUUCUCCUUCAGCUCACGCAGCAACUGCAGUGUGGAGUUCCACUUGGCUGGAAAGGAUCCGAAGACGCUGCAGAUGUUGCAAGAGGUGACCCACAAGCAGCAGUUCAUCCGCGAGGCCUUGACCGUGCCCUCAAGCUGCUCCUCCGAGGAAGCUGUUGCCAUUGAGCUGUCUAGCGGAGAGGUGCCGCAGGAGCGAGAUAUGGAGUGCCCGCCUAUCUCACUGAGCCAUCGGGAGAUUCUUUAUUUGGGUGAAGCCGCCAAGAUGACUCAAAGCAGACUCCAAACUCCUCGAGCACCGCCUCGCAUGCAGCAGGACUUCCUGUCUCCGGUGGCCAGUCCGCCACCGGCUUUCGGUAUGGAGCUGUCUAGGGACGUGCUGUCAGUACUUACCACGGAGGCGAAUGUGCCCAUACCAUUAUCCCUGGAACACGCAUGGCUGCACUUACCGCCGAGCUGCCCGCGAUUCCAUCGCUGCACAGUGUCUGUGGACAAGCUGGGUCUGGUAGUGCAGCCUUUGUCCAAGAGCUGCAAGCGCUUCCGCGCAGCACAACGCCAUGUGACCGGCCUCUACGUGCUGCCUACAGAGUCUCUGGGCUUUCCGCUGUCUGCCAUCCUCAACAUCGACCAGGCCCCUGACUUCGCAGAUUCGCUGCUCUCCAUGGCUGCCGGUGCUUCGGAAGCCCCGGGUCGACCUGCCGACCCGGUUGGGGCCGGAUUGCGACGGUACUACGCCCCUCUGGCGCGGCGCAUCUUCCACCGGCGGAUCACAAGCAAAGAGAGCCAGGAGGGCCAAGCACAGGGCAGCCUCCCAGAUCUCGAGCAGGCGGAUAGGCCACCCCCUGAGGCGUCGACCUUCGUAGCCGUCACCUUGCGGGCUUCCGUGGCGGGCAAGCCGGCCGGACAGGAGCGACUGCCUCCGUACAUGCGGCUGCACGGUGACACGCGUCCCCCCAUCAAAAUGUACCUGGCACUCUACAAGGAAGACGAGGCUUUGGCGCUGAUCUCUUCCGUCCUGGCAUUCAAGUCGUAUCAGCUGUCCACUGCUUUGACUAGCAUGGUCUACAAGUUCAAGGCAAUGUCGCGGAGGCAGCAGAACUUGGAGGAGAUCGAUGAGGUCCCGGCCUCCGCCGCGCAGCGACGGGAACAUUCUGGCCCGGUGCCGAGUCAGCCACGCAUCAUCACCAGCGACGACGGGGAGGUGUUCUGGUUUGUCCCGAGACAG
Messenger RNA from Symbiodinium sp. CCMP2456, 1314 nucleotides. NCBI's taxonomy places the organism in Eukaryota, Dinophyceae, Suessiales, Symbiodiniaceae. The record is from the annotation of a GenBank genome assembly.